AGUAACUCCGAUCAUAUGGUACAAACACUUGGUAUUUCCCCUUAUUGUUACUGUAUACUCGAUCAGUUGGUGACUCGACCUCUAGUGCCAUGGACUGUAGUGGUUUAUUACCUAUGGUUCUGUCUCUUAUUUUAAUACAAUCUGCAAAAUCAAACGUUCUUGUUGCGUUUGUUGGGGAAACUUUGUCCUUAAGAUGUAAAGUGACAACUUCAUACGUACAGUUUGUCUGGGUAAAGGAACAAACAACAAUGGCCUCGGGGCCACCGGAUGAGGUGAUAUCUGAACGGACCAGGGUGACACUUAGCAAACCUCUGGCUGGAAUUCGUGAGCUCACAAUAAAUGACGUCAGAACUUACGAUACAGGGUAUUACUUAUGUAUUGUAACUCUUAACAACGGUACCAGACUUACCUAUUCGAGUAUAGUACAGGUGAAAAGUCAACCCAGCAUAGGUAUAUUGUAUUAGUAAAACUUAUACGUACACUAUUUUUUAAGACAAUCAAUUUAUUUAAAUAAUUUAUUAAGCAAUUAAAUUAAGUUCUUGUACUUUAAUUGAGCACAUAUAGAUGAAAUUUAAAAGAAAACAAUAUGAAUAAAAAUAUAAAUUCACUUUCUUAGUGAUAUACUUGUGCAAAUAACAUUUGAUUAUUA
This is a messenger RNA of Saccostrea cuccullata (small rock oyster), 649 nucleotides long. RefSeq lists its product as uncharacterized. The record is from RefSeq and is a predicted model, not a curated record. Lineage: Eukaryota; Metazoa; Mollusca; Bivalvia; Ostreida; Ostreidae. The coding region runs from base 90 to 464 and encodes 124 amino acids. The transcript is spliced from 3 exons.